GUUGUCGCACGGAGGAGCCGAGGCUCGUCUGUCCCACUUGGUUUAAACCUGUAAAACAUUCUAACGUCGCCUCGCCAUGGCGUCGUUUGUGACCGAAGUCCUCGCCAGCUCCGGCAAACUGGAGAAAGAAGACCUGUCCGGCAAAAUUAGCAAAAUGUCGCGCAAGGUGGAGGAUACCAAGGAUGAAGUAUGUGACAUGAUAAAUAAGCGAUAUCGUGACUUCAUACCUAAUCUCCACGGAUCCGAGGAGCUAAUGGAGCAGGUGGAUGAGGUCUCCAAUGAACUGGAUGUCCUUAAAAAUUGCGUUGAGAAUGAGAUACAGCAGAAUAUCCAUGUGGCUGUGGCUGAGUAUGCAAAGCUGAAGCAGCAGCUGGAGAAAAAUACCAUCAUCAUAACAAUGCUAGGAUACAUAAAAGAGUUUCACGAUGCAAUGGAGGAAUUCAGCAAAUCUUUACAAGCGAAGAAGUAUGUUGAUGCAGCAAACCAGCUGGAAAGGGCAAGAGCCAGUGUGGAUUCAUUGAAGGAUUUGAAGACGUCCCAGCUGCCGCUGCUCAGUACUCUCAGCAUGGAGCUGACGGUGCAGAGAGAAGACCUAAUUUACCACAUGGGAGAUGAAUGGAAACGCCUCGUCAUCUGGACAUUACCAUCCUCAAAGGAGCCUGCAGGUCUGAAAUCCUUCCUGAAGGUUGAGCUGAAGCUGAGCCACCCCGGCAGUAAAGAGGGGGAACCUAAACCACCUGCUUUGUUGUGCUGUGUCCUGCAAGCUCUGGCCAUCCAGGGAGACCUUCAGCACAAGAUCAAACUCUUCAGUCAAGUACUGUUGAAGAACGUGGUGAAGCCGUUGGUGGUGUACCCGUCACUGUCUGUGAAGGUAACAGAGCAGCAGGGUGAGGGAACUUUCCUCACUUUAGAGUGUUUGAAGGAGAGCCAAGAGGAGCGAUCCACACCUUCACAGGUCUACAGGAAACUGCUCCUGGUGCUCCAGACACUACACUCGCACAUGCUAGACGUGUCCAUUGUUGAUAAAAAGCUCUCAACUAUCUUGGGGGAGCUGAUUUGGGAGGAAAUUUCCCAGUGCAUCAUCCACGAGUGUCUGGUCUACUCCAUCCCCACCAACAGCAGCCAGCUAGAGAAAUAUAAAAGUGUGAUCAUGGAAACAGAGGAGUUUGAGAAGUCUCUGAAGGAGAUAGAGUUUCUGCAGGGCGACUCAACAGAACUGCUCAAAUAUGCCCGAGACGUCAACAGUCACUUUGCUAGCAAGAAGUGCAAGGAUGUUAUCGUGGCGGCCCGCAAACUCAUGACCUCCAAGAUGCACAACACUGUCAAGAUCACACCAGACUCCAAGCUGCGUCUCCCCAAGCUCCCUGCUCCAAGUUCAGAGCUGAAGGUGAAGCAGGAGGCCACAAAGGAGGACAUCACGAUGGAGAACACGAAGCAGCUCUCUGCGUGGAGUCUGUGUCUACCGGCCUGUCGCAUCAGUGAGUCAGUGCAGCAGCUGAUGGAGCUGACACUCAACACCCUAUUUGAGGCUGUCGGAAGCUCCACACAAUGUGCACUACAACUCUUCUUCACUGUGAGAAACAUUUUCCAGCUGUUCUAUGAUGUUGUGCCAACAUAUCACAAGGAGAACCUGCUCAAGUUCCCUCACCUUGCUGCCAUUCAGCACAACAACUGCAUGUACCUGGCCCACCACCUGCUCACUCUGGGACACCAUUUCAGAGGUCAUCUGCCACAGCCCCUCAGCGAGGGGGUUGCAACGUUUGUGGACAUGGUGCCCGGAUUCAGGAAACUGGGUGCUCAGUGCUUCUUAGCUCAGCUGAAUGUGCAGAGAGCUGAACUGUUGGAGAGACUUUCCACUGCUCACAACUUCUGCAAUCUGGAUGACGAAGAUAAUUACAUUGCAGCGAGCAAAGCAGUCAGACAGGUGAUUCAUCAGUUGAAACAGUUGGGUACAGUGUGGCAGGACGUCCUGCCGGUCAGCACCUAUUGUAAAGCCAUGGGCAACCUCCUCAACACUGCCAUCACUGAAGUCAUUGCCAAAAUCAUGAUGCUUGAGGAUAUUUCCUCUGAGGAUGGGGAGCAGCUGCACGCCCUGUGCCAAACCAUCAUCGAGGAAGGUCCACUCGUCUUCAUCCCUCUGGCCGAGGAAAACAAGAACAAGAAGUAUCAGGAGGAAGUGCCCCUCUAUGUGAAGAAGUGGAGCACCUUCAAGGAGCUGGUCAUCGUGCUGCGGGCUAACCUGCAGGAGAUUGUUGACAGGUGGGCUGACGGUAAAGGUCCUUUGGCGUUGGAGUUCUCCUGUUCCGAGGUGAAGAAUCUGAUCCGAGCCUUGUUUCAGAACACAGAGAGGAGAGCUGUGGCUCUGACCAAAAUCAAAUAAACACUUGGAGCUAAUCAACAAUGAGACGAUACUAGAGCACUUCUUCCUCUGUGGAAAACAGCAUUUGUGUCUUAAAUCAUUUCCAUCCUCUGUUAUGUACAUUAAAUAUAUUACUUCUCUCUUCCUUUAACAUAAACCACAUGGUGACAUUAAUAAAUACUGAGAGAAAAACCUAAAGAUUUGAGGUAUGGUAUAUAAUUUUGUAUCGCCAAAAAGAGCCCCAGUCAUGCUAAAUAAGUUUACUUACAGCAGCAUAAGACCUUUUAUGUGAUGCCAUUAAACACAACAUAAAUCUCAAGUACAUUUUCUGUUAUGUCUGUUAAACAUACACGUUCAUGUAUGCAGUUGGAACUGUUUGGUGGUCUCUGGGAUUAUGACUGGUUGUAAUCAAUCUGUGGGAUCUGGUUCUUCUCAUCAGGCUGUAAUCAGUCCCACAGAGAUUAAAGGAAUUCGUCUUUACAUCAGCCUGCAGAGUCAGUCCUAUAGCUUCGCUUCGGGGGGGAUGUUCCAUGACAAAGCCAGCUAAGGUUGUGUAACCAUUGGCCUGCCAUCUGUUGACAUGUGAUGUGGCAUCCAGGGUUCAUUUUGUUGGUCAAACAUCUUUGUUGCACUGUGCUUGUGUCAGAGUUCUCAGUUCUGUACUGAUGUCAUUUCAGGGGAAAGGGUUUGCUGAGUUUGUUCAGAUCUCAACGCCUCUAAAUGAACAUGUGGCUCUAACGGAGAAUCACAGAAACUGGCACCUCAUAAAAAUAUCCAUGUACAAGCAAGGAGUGAAAAGGAACUCUUCACUAAUGUAUUUAUUAUUUCUCAAAAUAAACCAAAAGAUGCAACUUU
Messenger RNA from Limanda limanda (common dab), 3214 nucleotides. It is a transcript of the gene zw10, whose product is annotated as zw10 kinetochore protein. Bases 77 to 2380 code for a protein of 767 amino acids. NCBI's taxonomy places the organism in Eukaryota, Metazoa, Chordata, Actinopteri, Pleuronectiformes, Pleuronectidae. Gene Ontology annotation, biological process: endoplasmic reticulum to Golgi vesicle-mediated transport; mitotic spindle assembly checkpoint signaling; mitotic cell cycle. The transcript is spliced from 16 exons. The record is from RefSeq and is a predicted model, not a curated record. Gene Ontology annotation, cellular component: RZZ complex; chromosome, centromeric region; nucleus.